ACCUGCCUAAAGGAGGUAUGUUGAAGAAAUACUUCUAAAGAUAAAAAAAAUUUGAUUUAUAUUUGUAAUUGCAUUGAACGUAAAAGUACGGCUUCCAAAUUCUUCUGUGUGUGCCUCGUACAAUUUUGUGUAAUAAAUCCAAAUUGUCGAAACAUUUAAUAACGACUGCAGAUUAAUACUGGUGAUGGGAGAGAGAAAUUGGAAAGAUUGGAGACCUUUUGUAUAUGGAGGUUUAGCUUCAAUUGUUGCAGAACUGUGUACUUUUCCUUUAGACACGACGAAAACACGCUUGCAAGUACAAGGCCAAAAGUAUGAUCAGAAGCUUGCGCGUUUAAGAUAUUCUGGUAUGACUGAUGCUUUGUUCCAAAUUUCUAAACAAGAAGGAGUUAAAGGAUUAUAUUCUGGGAUUAGUUCUGCUAUUUUACGACAAGCAACAUAUGGAACUAUAAAGUUUGGAACUUAUUAUUCUCUUAAAAAAGCUGUAACUGAUGCAUGGGCAACUGGUGAUUUAGUAACAAUAAAUAUUAUUUGCGCAGCAUUAGCUGGAGCUAUGUCAAGUGCAAUGGCUAAUCCUACCGAUGUAGUAAAAGUUCGUAUGCAAGUCACUGGCAACGAAAAAAAUAUGUCAUUGUUAACUUGCUUCCAAGAUGUAUAUAGACAUGAAGGUAUCCGUGGACUUUGGAGGGGUGUUGGACCGACCGCUCAACGAGCGGCUGUUAUUGCGGCUGUAGAAUUACCUAUAUAUGACUAUACUAAAAGUAAAUGUAUGAAUGUAUUAGGAGACAGCGUUAGUAAUCAUUUCGUAUCGAGUUUUAUAGCUAGUAUGGGAAGUGCUGUAGCUUCAACGCCUAUAGACGUCAUUCGCACGCGGCUGAUGAAUCAAAGGAGAGUGUACAUCAUUGGCAGUAAGACUCCGUCACACAUUUACAAUGGCAGUAUCGAUUGUUUGCUUCAGACGAUUAAGAAUGAAGGGGUUCUAGCACUGUACAAAGGUUUUGUCCCGACGUGGUUUAGAAUGGGACCAUGGAAUAUUAUAUUCUUUAUUACUUACGAGCAGUUAAAACAGUUAGGCCAUUCGUGAUAUAUCGGCGGAUAUCAAAAUAUUUAUAUUCUUCAUCAGAAUAAGAUCUGAAGACACAUUUCUCAUCACCUAUCGUUGUAUUAUGCAUUUAGCAUUAUCUAGCAUUGCUAAUCUGAGUCGCGUACAAUCUGCUGAGCAGAAAAUUGACGUGUUUGCACUAGUUACCUUAAUGCGAUGUGAAA
Linepithema humile (Argentine ant) is the source of this 1263-nucleotide messenger RNA. RefSeq names its product uncoupling protein Bmcp mitochondrial (gene Bmcp). Lineage: Eukaryota; Metazoa; Arthropoda; Insecta; Hymenoptera; Formicidae. The record is from RefSeq and is a predicted model, not a curated record. Gene Ontology annotation, molecular function: transmembrane transporter activity. Gene Ontology annotation, biological process: transmembrane transport.